UAUGUAAGCCGUGCGUGCGAGAUCAAACUCGAUACUUAUCCUCUCUAUAUCAUCUCUGGUGGAACACAAUUCAAUAGAAAUGUAACAACAGAGCACCAUGAUAUAUACCCUUUCCGCAACGACGAUAGAGUUGGAGAAGAAGGUUUCGCCCUCGAGACAGUGAUAAACAAAAACGUCAUCCUUUGCGAGACCCAAGCAAACAUCAGUAUUGACACAACACCUUUCGGUAUUUCUACAGAAAGAUGGCCUGGACUGGAAGCUCGAGAAGGUUUGGUCAUCAAAGCUAGUGCGGCAAAAUACGGUAUCGGAUUUGGCGAAUCGUAUGCCGUCCCCAUGAGCGUGAGUUCUUCCAUAAACUGGUUGCAGGAUGACUUCUGGGACAACCGUAUUCAGCGAUUUGGUGACGGAGCCGUGAACAACUACAAAGCUGUGGGCGUGCGGUUUUCACAAGCUGACCAACUUGACUAUGACGAUUUGGAAAGUCCGACGAUAAAGCAANAGCAAGAUGCCUUGACAGGCGCAUGGGAGGAAGAUCCCGAGAUUGAUUCUGAUGCCGAGUAUCCGGAUGUGGACGAGGGAAUCAUUUACCCGAAUAGGAUUUUGACUCUUUUGGGUCAAGAGAUGAGUGAUUCUGAUGUUGAAAUGGGAGAUGGGGAAGAGAGAGAUGACGAAGACGAUGAUGACGAGGCAGAGUAA
This is a messenger RNA of Aureobasidium musti, 696 nucleotides long. The record is from the annotation of a GenBank genome assembly. Lineage: Eukaryota; Fungi; Ascomycota; Dothideomycetes; Dothideales; Saccotheciaceae.